AUGGGAAUCGAGGCCGUCGACCGCAACGAUUUGAUCUUAUUUGACAAUACUUAUACUGACCGUCUGCAUCUACGGGAGUCACUCCUCCUGCAGUACUUCACUGAUGUCAUUGGGGUCACGGACGAAUCAAACGUCCACAUUCAGCAUGCAGUACAAGAGCUUUACAACUAUCUGUUUGCGAGUUACCUACCAACGCGGUACCCGGCCAUUUUUGAAGUUUGCCCAAAAGAGGCGGCGAGUACCCCAGCGCAAGUGAAGAAUCUUGAGACCGGCCAUGUUUUUCCCAUGCAGGCGACACAAUCAACACCUCUGCGAGCCGCUUUGAGAACGAUUGCGCAGAAUGUCGACGAAGAUUUCUUCAUACUUUUCCCUCAACAAGGUGCAACCAAAGACGAAGAGGUCUACACUCUGGAAGCAUACGCAGCAUGCUUUCCGUCGGGGUUUCAGCCCAAAGACAAGAUCGGUAAAAGACUUGCCGAUAUCCACGGCCCGGUGCCGGGAUACAAGGAGAAACUGCAGAGAAGUAUGGAUCGAUUCUUCGCGCGGCUGGAGCCCGGUAGAUACGUCAAGCGAGUCAAUUGGGGCCUCACUGUCGACGAAGAGCUCUUUUCCAACUUUGACAAGAGCAAGCCUGCCUUUGAAGGCAAAUUGCAGAAACUGUCUCUUCAAGAGCUCGAUCUGGACAAAACUUUUUUGCGCUGUGAGCGUCAAACUCUCCAUCGUCUUCCAGCUUCGGGUGCCAUCAUAUUUGGAUUUCAUACCUAUCUCUAUCCGAUUCGAGACAUCAAAGAAGAAGGUAGCGGGGACUUCCUUGCGCAAGCUAUCGAUGGGCUUGAAAAUGGGAGUGUCCCUGAGAUGUUUACGUAUAAAAAUGGAGAAAAAUGGGCAGAUGCGGUGCGAGAGUAUCUUCGAAGUUGA
Molecule: messenger RNA, 918 nt
Organism: Penicillium oxalicum
Lineage: Eukaryota; Fungi; Ascomycota; Eurotiomycetes; Eurotiales; Aspergillaceae
Product: heme-dependent oxidative N-demethylase family protein
Exons: 3
Coding region: 1-918 (305 amino acids)
Source: RefSeq, a predicted model, not a curated record